This is a messenger RNA of Salvia hispanica, 2619 nucleotides long. The record is from RefSeq and is a predicted model, not a curated record. Lineage: Eukaryota; Viridiplantae; Streptophyta; Magnoliopsida; Lamiales; Lamiaceae.
AUAUUCCUACUUUGAUCUGCUAUUGCAAUAGUCCUAUCUAUCGAUUCUAUCCCCCAUCUCAUCAACAUCCCAUCAUCUCUUCCAUUUAACUCUCUUCCCCAUGUAAAUUUCGUAUUUUCACUAAUUAAGGCAAAUUCCAGCCGUUUCUGCUGCUGCUGCUGCUCUCAUCCUUUCUGAUUCUUGGACUGCAACUUCUUGCUCUUGUUGUUGUGCUUCACACUCAGCACUCAGCACUCAGCACGUGAGGAAAGGUUGAGUUGAGAUGCAUAGCUUCAAGUCUACUGUAACACAACAAGCUAUUGCUCUCACCAGCUCUGAUGUGUAUUGCCAUUCUCAGCCAUCAUUUUACCUCAGGGGUGAAGAAGGAAGUAGAAAUGGGGCUCGGUUUUCGGAUCUUGGGGAGCUCGAGCAGUCUCCUGGAAAUGGGUUUCAUCAUGAUGAUGCUUUGAAUUUAAGCAGAAGCUCAAUGUACAAUGAUUUGAAGGCAAGCAAUGUUUCUGUUGUGUCUAGUAACUUGCAGUUUGGUGGCCUCAACAACAGCUUGGGUUCAGCAGAGAUGGUUUCAUCAGCAACAGGGAUUGACUCAGGCCAAUUCAUGUCACACAAGGGGCCAAUUGUGGAUUUCUGCGGCGGUGGUGGUGCUAUGGGAAGUGGCCAGUUUGAAAACUGGGGUGAUUCAGGGGUGGUGGCAGAUCACAGCCAGCAGACUGACACUUCUACAGACACUGAUGACAAAAACCAGUAUCCUGGAGUGCACAAUGAAAGAUUGAUGGGUGCGGACUCUAUGGACCAAUUGAAUGAGAAAAUAGGAGACCAAAAGACACUGCGUAGGCUAGCUCAGAAUCGUGAAGCAGCUCGGAAGAGCCGAAUGAGGAAAAAGGCCUAUGUUCAACAGCUUGAGAAUAGUCGGCUGAAGCUCACGCAACUAGAGCAGGAGCUGAAAAAAGUACGGCAGCAGGGUGCAUUAGCCGCAUCUGGAUAUCACGCAGAUCGUUCUCUAGGUGGAAAUGGGACUAUGGCAUUUGACCUAGACUAUGCGAGAUGGCUUGAUGAACACCAGCGGCUGAUUAAUGAUCUCAGAACUGCUGUAAAUUCUCAUGUGGGAGACAGUGAACUCCGGCUUCUUGUUGAGGGCAUGAUGUCUCAUUAUGAUGAGAUAUUCCGCCUUAAGACUGCUGGUGCAAAAUCAGACGUCUUUCACAUGCUUUCGGGCAUGUGGAAGACUCCGGCUGAGAGGUGCUUCAUGUGGUUAGGAGGAUUUCGCUGCUCUGAGGUUCUUAAGAUACUCGGAAACCAAAUCGAGCCAUUAACAGAGCAACAGUUGGUGGGGAUUUGCAACCUGCAGCAAUCCUCCCAACAGGCUGAGGAUGCCUUGUCCCAAGGAAUGGAAGCUCUUCAACAGUCGCUCGUAGAGACACUCUCCUCAAAUGCCCUUGCCCCUCGUAACUCUGCAAACGUGGCUGACUAUAUGGGGCAGAUGGCCAUUGCCAUGAGCAAGCUUGCCACACUUGAGAAUUUCCUUCAUCAGGCCGACCUCCUGAGACGCCAGAUGUUGCAACAACUGCAACGAAUACUAACAACUCGUCAAGCUGCUCGUGCUCUUCUUGCCAUAAGUGAUCACAGAUCAAGGCUCCGAGCUCUGAGCUCGUUGUGGCUAGCACGCCCUAAGGAAUAAUGUUCUUCAGCACCCUACUUGGCCUACUCGCCAUGUAAGUAAAGCCUUUUCUAGUGAGACAUGUUGAUCCAUAGCUUAGUGGAGUAGAAAACCUUUUUCUGUAUCCAAGAAUUGUUUAUGCACUGCAAUUUCUUGAUGAUCAAUAUCUAAGAACCGUUACAAACGUAUGAUCUCAAACUAUCAUUUGUUUAGGGAAAAGAUUUUGGAUAUAUUUCCCAAGUUCAUCAGACUUUAUUUAUAUUUACAUAUCCACAUAUCCUUCAAUAAAAGAAUCAAUAAAAAUAUUUUUCUAAUCUUCAGUUUUCUCAACGCCCUUGUUUGUUUGUCCUCUUUCGUUCCUCUUCCUUCCUGCAGCCAUAAAAAGUAGCAAAUUUUGGUUAUUACAAAAUAUAAACAAGGUAAUAUUUGUCUCAAUAUUCAGAUUAUGAAAGCAUACUUUGCCUGUUCUUCCUCCUUGACCGCACAAUUUGUGGGAUGAACACACCAGUCCCGUUUCCAGUUCUCGACGCAUUCAUGAUCCACGCAGGCGCUGCAACCUCUUCCUUAUGCUGGGGCCAGUUGUAAUAUCCGCAACGGCCCUCUUUCUGGGCUGCAACCGCGUUCGAAUUCUUGAUUUUGUGUUCUUGAAUAUCAUCAUCGUCGUCGUCUGCUGUGAGUUGCAAGACUUGUUUCCUUAGCUCACUGUAGAAAACAUCAUCCUCGUAUUCCAAAUCGUCAAACUGAAAAUCCAUUGAGGUGUUUUGCUAUUGAGUUGCUGAUCUUUGUUAUGUUUUCACUUGCAAAUAUUUUGUGAUAUAUAUAUGUGUGUAUGCGUGUAAAAGUUGGUGUUUGAUGGCCUGUCUCCCACCUAUUUGGAUUCAAAUUGCUAGGAAAAUUCCCAUAUUUGUAAUAUAGUUAGUGAUUCCAUGUGUUUUUUAAUUAAAUUGAAUAAUCUUAGUGGUGAA